CGCUGAAAUGACGCAAGCAGUUUUCUAAAAUAACUCCUCGGUGCUGCUGGAUAUGGCGGCGCUACUGAGAGGUCUGCGAGCUGGAAGGACACUCCGGGGGCUGUGCAGCGUGGUGUCUGCACCACCAGCCGCAAACCCCCAGUGCAGCGGUCUGACACGAGGCAUCCACUGUGCAGCACUGAGGCUUCAGGAUGAAUCCAAAUCUGACAAACCUCCUCCUUCCUCCUCCUCAUCCACAACCCACCACGAGCACUACCAGACUCACUCUGCUGAACAGGCUUCAACAUCUGACCCUGCAGCUGAGGAGGCCUCCAGGCCAAACACCAGUUACCAGGACCAGAGCGGAGAGCAGGGUGAGGAAUAUGAAACAGAGGAGCAGCUUCAGGUUCGAAUCCUGAACGCUGCCCUGGAGUUUGUCCCGCUGCACGGCUGGUCCAUGGAGGCCAUUGCUGCUGGUGCUGAGACACUGGACCUGUCCUCUGCUUCUACUGGCAUGUUCUACAACGGAGCUGGAGACCUGGUGCUGCACUUCGUCUCUCACUGCAACUCACAGCUGACCGAGAUCCUGGCUGAGCAACACAAGCAGGUCCAGCUGGGCCAGGCCGAGCAAAAAAGGACCGCUGACUUUCUAAGAGAUGCUGUAGAGACCAGACUGAGGAUGCACAUCCCCUACAUUGAAUCAUGGCCACAGGCAAUGAGCAUCCUUCUUCUCCCUCACAACAUCCCAAACAGUCUGAAGCACCUCAGCACGCUGGUGGACGAUAUCUGGUUUUAUGCAGGAGACCGAUCAACAGAUAUGAACUGGUACACAAAGCGGGCUGCGCUGACGGGCAUCUAUAACACCACAGAGCUGGUCAUGGUUCAGGAUUCCUCUACAGAUUUCCAGGACACCUGGAACUUUCUUGACAACCGCAUCCAGGAUGUGGUCAACAUGGCGGGCACUGCCAAACAGGUGCAGUCGACUGGUGAAGCAGUGGUUCAGGGGCUCAUGGGAGCUGCUUUCACACUGAAAAAUCUAACAGGACUGAACCAGAAACGAUGAUACAUAAAACGUCUCCCUCGGAUUGAUCAUAACCGUCUGGCUUGUGUCAUGAGCUGAAGAUCAAUUUUAUUUUCGCUCUUAUUUCUUAUUUACUGUAAGGAAACACUGAUAAAGUAAUGCAUAUAAUAGCUUUUAUUCAUCAGCAAAGCAAUUAUCAUUCAUCCCAGGCCAAAGGUGUCUGUUUUUUUUCUCACCCUGAGGACCAGUGGAUGUGUCCUGUUCUGUUUCACUGUCUAAGAUCGAACGCUCCUUCUUCCCUUCAACAGUACACGAAGAUCUGUGAAUUUGUUGUCAAAACUUAAAUAAAAGAGUUAUUCUUGUCUAUUAAA
Labrus bergylta (ballan wrasse) is the source of this 1371-nucleotide messenger RNA. It is a transcript of the gene coq9, whose product is annotated as coenzyme Q9 homolog (S. cerevisiae). The record is from RefSeq and is a predicted model, not a curated record. Gene Ontology annotation, cellular component: mitochondrial inner membrane. Gene Ontology annotation, biological process: ubiquinone biosynthetic process. NCBI's taxonomy places the organism in Eukaryota, Metazoa, Chordata, Actinopteri, Labriformes, Labridae. Gene Ontology annotation, molecular function: lipid binding.